AUGGCCUACAAGUCGACUGGUCCUCAAUUCACUCGCAGUGAUUGCUUCUUCGGCAAUGGAGUAUCCGCUACUCAAUGGCUAAAACACUUUCACACCAUAAUAUCCGGCUACGAGUAUACAUUAAAGCAGUACCUCGAAUGGCUUGAUUUACUUCUUAUGGACGACGCUGGUAACUGGGCCGACACGAAUUCUAACGCUAUCCGUCUUCUUAACGAGUUAGCUCCGUCUCAGCAGACUAUCAUCAGCUUUACAAGCUUGUUCUGUACACGAUUUGAGUCCCUUAUCGAGUUCCACAGCGGAGUACGAGACCAGCCACCACAGCUACCGGAGCAGCCUGUCAUACCACUAUCAGAGCAGCCUACAUUACAGCUACUAGAGCAGCCUCGUAACACACUACCAGAGCCUGCUCCAGAGCUACCAAAGCAGCCUCCCCUACAGCUACCAGAGCAGCCUAUGCCAGUCAUACCACAGUCAGCUCCAUCAGUACCAGAGCAGCCUGCUCCAGAGCUACCAGAGCAGCCUAUCCUACAGUUACCAGAGCAGCCCGUUAUAUCACAGUCAGCUCCAUCAGUACCACAGCAGCCUACUCCACAAGUACCAGAGCAGCCUACUCCACAAGUACCAGAGCAGCCUGUCGUACCAGAGAAGCCUGUCAUACCAGAGCAGCCUACUCUACAGCUACCAAAGCCUACUUUACAGCUACCAGAACAGCCUCCCCUACAGCUAUCAGAGCAGCCUAUGCCAGUCAUACCACAGUCAGCUCCGUCAGUACCAGAGCAGCUCACACACCUCACUCAGCAGUCCGUUACUACCCUACACCAUUGGAUCUGGCCUAUCAUGGGGGUUGGUUAG
Molecule: messenger RNA, 852 nt
Organism: Letharia columbiana
Lineage: Eukaryota; Fungi; Ascomycota; Lecanoromycetes; Lecanorales; Parmeliaceae
Exons: 3
Coding region: 1-852 (283 amino acids)
Source: RefSeq, a predicted model, not a curated record